Medicago truncatula (barrel medic) is the source of this 3231-nucleotide messenger RNA. RefSeq names its product MDIS1-interacting receptor like kinase 2. The record is from RefSeq and is a predicted model, not a curated record. NCBI's taxonomy places the organism in Eukaryota, Viridiplantae, Streptophyta, Magnoliopsida, Fabales, Fabaceae. Gene Ontology annotation, biological process: protein phosphorylation. Gene Ontology annotation, molecular function: protein binding; ATP binding; protein kinase activity. The transcript is spliced from 2 exons. The coding region runs from base 84 to 3092 and encodes 1002 amino acids.
UCCAAUAAAUAUGUGCAACGCUACUAACUACAUAUUGCUUCCAAUCAUAACAAAGUAUCCUAAGCCAUCACCCUAUAGCUUCCAUGGUGUCCAUAUUUCAAACGCUUCAGCUCAUGAAGUGUGUACACUUUUGGCUGUUUUUCUCAAUGUACUUUUGUCCACUCAUAACUAAAAACCCUUCUUCAAUUGUUGGUUUUUCCCUAACAAUUGCAUCUACUUCUUCCACUUUACAAAGUAGAGAAGCAAGUGCUUUGUUGAAGUGGAAAGCGAGUCUUGAUAACCAAAGCCAGGCUUUGUUAUCUUCAUGGAGUGGCAAUAAUUCAUGCAACUGGUUUGGAAUCACGUGUGAUGAAGAUUCGCUGUCUGUGUCUAAUGUAAGUCUCACAAAUAUGGGAUUGAGCGGUACUCUUGAAAGUCUUAACUUCUCAUUACUUCCAAACAUUCUCAAUCUUGAUCUCAGUGUCAACUUCUUGAGUGGAACUAUUCCUCCUCGUAUUAAGAUGUUGUCCAAACUUUCACAUCUUGAUCUAAGUCAAAAUCAUUUCUCGGGAACAAUCCCUUAUGAAAUGACACAUUUGACUAGUCUUCAAUAUUUAGAUUUGUCUUUUAAUUUUCUUAAUGGUAACAUUCCUGAUGAAAUAGGGAACUUGUCCUUCUUGUCACAUUUGUAUCUAGCAGACAACAAACUUUCUGGUAAAAUCCCACUUACAAUUGGAAACUUGACUAAUUUAAAAGAUCUUAUUGGUUAUGGAAACUAUCUUCUGGGACCUAUCCCAUUUUCUAUAGAAAAUUUGACUCAAUUAUCAUAUCUAGAUUUAGGAAGCAAUCAAAUUUCUGGACACAUUUCUCCAACAAUUGGAAACUUAUUGAACAUAGAAACGCUAUCUUUUCAUGACAAUAAUCUUUCUGGUCCUAUUCCUAGCGAAAUCGGAAUGAUGAGAUCUAUGGUAGAAAUUAGUUUGUCAAAUAAUGCUCUCUCUGCUAUAAUCCCUGCUACAAUUGGAAACUUGAGCCAUUUACAAUAUCUUAGCUUUGGUGGAAACCAUCUCAGUGGGGCUAUUCCCACCGAAUUGAAUAUGCUUGCUAAUUUGAAAUUAUUGCGAUUCGAAGAUAACAAUUUCAUAGGUGAAUUUCCUCCUAACAUUUGCCAAGGUGGAAACUUAAAAAACAUUAGAGCUUCAAAUAACCAUUUUAUAGGGCAAGUUUCAAAAAGUUUGAAAAAUUGUUCUAGUCUUAUUAGACUCUGGCUUGACAAUAACCAUUUUCAUGGAAACAUCUCAGAUGAUUUUGGUGUGUACCCUCAUUUGGAGUUCAUGGGAUUGAACGACAAUAAUUUUUAUGGUCACCUUUCAUCCAAUUGGGGAAAGUGUCAUAACCUGGAGCAAAUUAACAUUUCCAAAAAUAAUAUAUCAGGUUUUAUACCUCCCGAACUCGGUGAAGCAACACACUUAUAUUCAAUUGACUUAUCUUCAAACCAUCUUACUGGAAAAAUUCCAAAGGAGUUGGGCAAUUUGACUAAGUUGGGUAGACUCUUUUUAAGCAACAACCAUCUUUCUGGCAAUGUUCCUACCCAAAUAGCAUCGUUAAAAGAACUUGAAAUCUUAGAUGUUGCAGAAAAUAAUCUAAAUGGCUUCAUCAGAAAAGAACUUGUCAUUUUGCCUAGGUUAUUGGACUUAAAUUUGAGUCAAAACAAAUUUAGAGGAAACAUUCCUAAUGAAUUUGGAAAAUUUAAAGUCCUUCAAAGUCUUGAUCUGAGUGGAAAUUUUUUGGAUGGAACCAUACCACCAAUGUUUGUAAAGCUGAUACUCUUAGAAACACUGAAUAUUUCACAUAACAAUCUUUCUGGCAAUAUCCCCUCUUCCUUUGAUCAGAUGAUUAGUUUGUCAAAUGUUGAUAUAUCAUACAACCAAUUCGAGGGUCCACUUCCAAACAUGCGAGCAUUCAAUGACGCUACCAUUGAAGUUUUGAGAAAUAAUUCAGGCUUGUGCGGUAAUGUAUCUGGCUUGGAGUCUUGCAUAAAACCAAGCAGGGGUUCUCAUAACCAUAAGAUUAAGAAAGUGAUCUUAUUGAUAGUUUUGCCUCUUGCACCAGGAACUCUAAUGCUAGCAUUUGUUUGUUUCAAAUUCUCAUCUCAUUUAUGCCAAAUGUCAACCACAAGAAACAACCAGGUUGGAGGAAACAACAUUGCUCCUAAAAAUGUAUUUACAAUAUGGAGUUUUGAUGGGAAAAUGGUGUAUGAGAACAUCAUUGAAGCUACAGAAGAGUUUGAUGACAAGCAUCUCAUUGGAGUAGGAGCACAUGGAAGUGUUUACAAAGCAGAGUUAAACACGGGGCAAGUAGUUGCUGUUAAAAAACUCCAUUCAGUAACGAAUGCGGAGAAUUCUGAUCUAAAAUGUUUUGCAAAUGAGAUCCAAGUUCUGACAGAAAUUCGGCAUCGUAACAUUGUGAAGUUAUAUGGAUUUUGUUCACACUCACACUUGUCGUUUUUGGUUUACGAGUUCAUGGAGAAAGGUAGUUUGGAAAAGAUUUUGAAAGUUGAUGAAGAAGCAAUUGCAUUUGAUUGGAAUAAGCGGGUGAAUGUCAUUAAAGAUGUAGCUAGUGCUUUAUGCUAUAUGCACCAUGAUUUCUCACCUCCAAUUGUCCAUCGAGAUAUAUCAAGCAAGAAUGUUCUACUGGAUUUAGAAUAUGUGGCUCGUGUCUCGGACUUUGGAACAGCUAAGCUUCUUAAUCCUAAUUCAGACAAUUGGACCUCGUUUGCAGGCACCUAUGGAUAUGCUGCUCCAGAAUUUGCAUACACAAUGGAAGUGAAUGAGAAGUGUGAUGUGUAUAGUUUUGGGGUAUUAGCAUUGGAAAUACUAUGUGGAAAACACCCUGGAGAUAUUAUAUCUAACUCUUUACAAUCGACUAUCAUGGACUCGACACUUGAUUCCAUGCCAUUGAUGGAUGAGUUGGAUCAACGUCUCUUUCGUCCGAUGAAUCAUAUGUCUAAGAAGUUAGUAUCCAUUGCAAAGACAGCAAUUUCUUGCUUAGCUGAACGUCCACGAUCUCGCCCCACCAUGGAGAUGGUUUCCAGGGAGCUUUUAACGGCAUAGUCUUCGUCUAUAGAUCAUACAUGCAUCUUGAUGAAUACAUGCUUUAAUGUUACUUUUUUAUCUUAGUGUUUGAAACAUUAUAUUUAUCUCUGGCCCUGUUAUGUAUUAUAAGUCAUUUCAAUAUUAUUUCUGAACUUUA